This is a messenger RNA of Rotaria sp. Silwood1, 690 nucleotides long. The record is from the annotation of a GenBank genome assembly. NCBI's taxonomy places the organism in Eukaryota, Metazoa, Rotifera, Eurotatoria, Philodinida, Philodinidae.
AUGCCGAGAUCUCUAACAAACGAACAAAGAAUUUUUCUCGUGAAACAAUGGUGGAUAUCAGGAAAUACACGAGUAGUAAAUGAAGCUUUUCAAGCUGAAUUUCCCAAUACAAAAAUUCCAACACGACAAACAAUUUACCAACUAGCAAAAAAGUUUGAUGAAACAGGUUCUGUUGAAGAUGCACCACGAAGUGGAAGACCGAGAACAGUUAGAACGGAAGAAAAUAUGGAACGUGUUUCUGAAACUUUUCUUCUGAAUCCACAAACAUCUAAAAAACGUGCAUCAAUUGAUCUUGGUAUCUCCCGUAGAAGCUUAGGCCGUCUUAUGCAGGAUCUAAAUUUAAAACUAUAUAAACCAAGAUUAUUACAAGCUUUAAACGAAGAUGAUCCAGAUCGAAGAACAGAAUUUUGUGAAUGGGUUUUAGAUUCAUUUGAAGAAGAUCCAACUCUAUUGGAUCGAAUUCUAUGGACGGACGAGGCCAUAUUCAAAGUAAACGGUCGUGUUAAUAGACACAAUUGCGUUUAUUGGAGUGAUACAAAUCCACACCUCGUUAUUGAACAAGAACUCAAUGUACCACAGGUGGUUGUUUGGGGAGGAAUAUGGUCAAAUGGCGUCGUUGGACCAUAUUUUUUUGAAGGUAAUGUUACAUCACAAAAGUAUUUUCAGAUGUUGAAGGAUAAUAUCAUACCA